GACAAGUUUGUAUCAUAUCAGGAAGGAGCGCACCGACAGAACGAGGUAGACUCCACCAGGGGAGAAACGUUUUCAUGCCAUUUCACAUUAUUUCUGUCUCUCAUCGAUUAAAACAGUGUUCAUUCAGAUAAAAAAGUGAUCAGGGCUGCCAAACGACACGGGGGAAGAUGCAGCCAGCGGUGAGAUGGGCUUUGCUGCUUCUUCUCGUUGGUUUAAAGGCACAAGACUGCCUAUCAUCCAAGGCAGAGGACCGGCUGUUCAGGAAGCUGUUUAGACGAUAUAACCAGUUCAUCAGACCAGUGGAGAACGUGUCCGACCCCGUCACUGUGGAGUUUGAGGUCUCCAUCUCACAGCUUGUCAAAGUGGAUGAAGUGAAUCAAAUCAUGGAAACAAAUUUAUGGCUCAGGCAUAUAUGGAAUGACUACAAGCUACGAUGGGCUCCGGCAGACUUUGAUGGGAUUGAGUUCAUUAGAGUUCCAUCAAACAAGAUUUGGAGACCUGACAUUGUGCUCUACAACAAUGCUGUAGGGGAUUUCCUGGUGGAGGAUAAGACCAAGGCCUUGCUGAAGUUUGAUGGUACUAUCACCUGGGUUCCUCCAGCUAUUUUCAAAUCCUCCUGCCCAAUGGACAUCACCUACUUCCCCUUUGACUAUCAGAACUGCUCUAUGAAGUUUGGUUCCUGGACUUACGACAAAGCCAAGAUUGACCUGGUACUUAUUGGGUCCAAGGUGAACCUGAAAGACUUCUGGGAGAGUGGCGAGUGGGAAAUCAUCGACGCUCCAGGCUACAAACACGAUAUCAAAUACAACUGCUGUGAGGAGAUCUACCCAGACAUCACCUACUCCUUCUACAUCCGGCGCCUGCCACUCUUCUACACCAUCAACCUUAUCAUUCCCUGCCUCCUCAUCUCUUUCCUCACAGUGCUGGUUUUCUAUCUCCCAUCUGACUGUGGAGAGAAGGUCACGCUCUGUAUCUCCGUCCUGCUCUCCCUCACUGUGUUCCUGCUCGUUAUCACGGAGACCAUCCCCUCCACAUCGCUGGUCAUCCCGCUCAUUGGAGAGUACCUGCUCUUCACAAUGAUCUUCGUCACACUCAGCAUCGUCAUCACCGUGUUUGUCCUGAAUGUGCACUACCGCACGCCAAUGACCCACACGAUGCCGAGCUGGGUCCGCUCUGUGUUUCUCAAAGUGCUGCCGAGAAUUAUGCUGAUGCGGAGACCGAUUGAUGAAGACAGCAAGGUUGGGGGGUUGGACAGCAGUGGGGAGGCAGGAGGAGCUGGAGGGGGAGGAGGAGGCGGAGGAGGAAAGGGAGGGAAGAAGCGGAAAAACAGCUUGAUGCAGCAGGUCGGAGGAGGAUCCCUCAACUGUCUAGAGUUUGGGGACAGUAGGCUCUCGUCUGUUGAGGGGUGCACGGGAAAGAAGUGUCCUUGCCCGUGCCAGCAUGGAAAGGAGACCCCAGAAACACCAGAAACUGGGAAGAUGUCGCGUCAGCUGAGUCACCAGAGCAUCAACACAGUGGUGGCCUUCUCUGUGUUGUCACCUGAGGUCAAACAAGCCAUCGACAGUGUUAAGUACAUUGCUGAAAACAUGAGGAGUCGCAACAAGGCCAAAGAGGUGGAGGACGACUGGAAGUAUGUCGCCAUGGUGAUUGAUAGAAUCUUCCUGUGGGUGUUUGUGACCGUGUGCGUCCUGGGAACCGUCGGCCUGUUCCUCCAGCCUCUUUUUGGAUUCUUCUCAUAGACCGGUGUCCAGGGUUCUCUGCCGCCCUGUGUCCAAUGGUCCUCAGCAACAACCUGAUGAACUCACAGACAGAGAAUUUGUGUCCUAAAGCACUAUUUGAUGUGCUGGUUUUGCAUCUUGCCUUUUGCAGUAAUAGCUGUAACAGCAUUUAAGAAGAGGCAGUGAAAUUUUCAGCCUGGCUGGUCAACUGCAUAAUAGAUAAAAAAAAAAAAAAAGUUGAAAGAUUUUUGAUUUACAUUUUUUAGGGCUGCUUAGAAGGGAUGAUGUACUAUCUAUAUACAAAAUGUGCUUUCUCGUCAAUUUAAAGACAAUGAACUUGAUUUGUUUCUCAUUAUUAAUAAUUAAUUAAUACUGCCUGGUCCAUGUCUGUCCAUCUUAUACCAAUGUUUACAUUUAAGUCAGUGGAAUAGAUUACCAUUUCAAACAUGUCCUUUACUGAGAUCAGUCACACCAAUGUUGUUGUUCUGAACAGCACUUAGUUGACGUGGACCUCCCAACAACAUCAGACGGUGAUGAAGACUGUAACAACUGAGACUGGUCCAAAAUGCAUUUCCUCGUCCGGGCACAGAAAAUUCACCAUUCUCUUUCAAAAUUUCUGCCUCCUUCACACCAUCUACUUAGUCGUCUUCUCUGGUUUCUGUGUUAAAGUGAAUUCAGAAAAAAUAAGCACCUUCAUAUGUAGCCUCUGCAUAGAUCUGAUGCAGCGUUAUAAGCACAGCUUUUAGAGUCAAAAGCUAAGCUGGUGGGAACAGACUGUCUGUUAAAAGUACAAUUACUGUUAGCAAUGCAAAGCCAGAGCAUAGUUUUUAUGUGGCUGUGGAAAUGCAGCAUAGUUUAUAGCUCUUUUGUAGUUAACCUGCUUGUAUUCAACAGAUCCAGCAGAUGUUCAGGUGAACUGGGAUCUCCACAUCCAGCUGUCAGGACGUAACUUUCUACCGGUGGCUCUCCACUGAGCUGACUGAUGACUGUCACACCCGCUCCACAGUCCAAUUCUUCAAGCCUCUCACAACUGUCAGAACGCUGCAAAUUUCUUAUGUCAUUUCCAACUGGAGUUCAGACUUCUUUGGCAGAGGCACUUUUUAUAAAAAGGGCAGGGCGAUCUUCUUUUUGUAAUUACAAGCCACGUGUUUAUAAAUGUCCUCUCUGAUUAAUGUUCCACAAAGUAAUUGGUUUGCCUGGUAAAUACUGGAUUAAAUGAUAGUUGAUUAAUCGCUCCUGAAAUAGCAUUACAUUUAUUAAUUCAUAAGAGGAUUCUAUCAUCCAAUUCCAUGGCUUCUAAUUUAAUCUUAUUUUCUUGUCACGUUUGAUUAGGUUUGCCAUUAAGUGCAAAUAACCAAUGAAAGAAACAUGCAUGUCAAAAAAUGUGAUUGCUUUGACCUAGGGUUGGGCGGUAUACUGGAUCAAUUUGAUUAAUUAUGGUCAUUUUUGUGCAAUUUCAAGAAUGCCCAAAUUGCAAAAUGAAGUUAAAAUAUGUGCUUACAAACGUUUCAUCUAACAGCAGCAAUACAGGUGAAAAUUUUUCUCUGGAGUCACAACAGUAGUUGCAGUCUAGUUGCCGAUACCCUGUACUUUGGUGCAGACUGAGCUCGAUGAACACUUCAGCUGAGCUUACCCACUAUUCACAGCUUGCUUUUAUCAUGGAUGCCCAAUAAGGCUUUAAACAACACACAAUGGUUACACUAAUUGUGUAGUCCUGGAAUAUAAGAUAAUCUUUAGUUUUCAUAGUACUGUAUUUGUUUGUGAGGUAACAUUGGAGACUUUUCCUACCGAACAAAAACUGAAUCUUGUAUUCAUCUUUUCUUUAUUUGAUCUAAAGACAUCUGUACAUCUGUAAGCAAUGCUCAGCUGUGUCUUUCUUCCUAUCGUUUACAGUAUGUAAAGAAUAAAUGGUGUGCUGGUGGUUUUGCA
Mugil cephalus (flathead mullet) is the source of this 3647-nucleotide messenger RNA. RefSeq names its product cholinergic receptor, nicotinic, alpha 6 (gene chrna6). Gene Ontology annotation, cellular component: neuron projection; postsynaptic membrane; synapse. Gene Ontology annotation, molecular function: acetylcholine-gated monoatomic cation-selective channel activity; transmembrane signaling receptor activity. Gene Ontology annotation, biological process: signal transduction; monoatomic ion transmembrane transport; regulation of membrane potential. The coding region runs from base 168 to 1739 and encodes 523 amino acids. The transcript has 8 exons. The record is from RefSeq and is a predicted model, not a curated record. Lineage: Eukaryota; Metazoa; Chordata; Actinopteri; Mugiliformes; Mugilidae.